AACUCCCAAAUGUAUCCACCGAUUUCGCGGAAAGUACCGUCGAAGACGUCACGCGGCGGACCAUAGUUCGAUUGCCGUUUCUUUACUCUUCGAGUAGUUCAAACGACCCGGCGGCGUGGAGGUUAUGUCACUUGUAUUAAGUACAGAAAAUUAUGACGUUCGACUUAAAAUCAGAGAGCGAAGUGAAAGAAUACCUGAACAAUUUAGGGAUUGAAUACAGAUUCGGAUGCUAUAGCGAAAAAAAUCCGGAAGUAUGUCAUUUGCUUGGCGAUUUUCUCGAAGCGAUCAAGAAAGACUUCGAGAAGGCGGCGAAAGUGUAUAAAAAUAACUGCGACGAGUUUAAAUUUGGAAAAAGUUGUACCAAAUACGGCAAUUAUAAUAUAUUAAACAAAGGUAUCAAAAAUGGAAAUUAUAAGACUGCUUAUGAGUACUACAACAAAGGCUGCGAGUUGGGAGAUCCUCAGAGCUGUUUUCACCAGGGCAUGCUUCUGGUGAGCCAGAAUGAAGAGCAAGGAGUGCCGUAUGACAUUUCUAAGGGUAUGGAGUGUUUGAGCAAGUCUUGCGAUGGUAGCAAGGCGAUGGCGUGCUUUUAUCUCUCCGCCCAGUAUAUACUGCAGGCAAGAAAGCUAACGGAGCAGUCGCCGAGCGCCGAUAGCAAUAAAGUUAUGCAACAGGCUUUUAAAUAUGCUUUGAGGGCUUGCGAGCUCGGUAAUCCGUUCAGCUGCGCGAAUGUGAGUCAGAUGUAUGCCAAGGGGGAAGGCGUUGAGAAGAACCAAGAGCUUGCUGACAAAUACAAGACCAAAGCGAAAGAUAUGGAGAAAGACAUUAACAGCACGAAAUCGUUGGAAUUUGAGAUAGGCAUUCCUCCAUAGAAAAAUAUACCGUUGAGUUCCCGCCAGCUUC
Molecule: messenger RNA, 903 nt
Organism: Cylas formicarius (sweet potato weevil)
Lineage: Eukaryota; Metazoa; Arthropoda; Insecta; Coleoptera; Brentidae
Gene: Coa7
Product: cytochrome c oxidase assembly factor 7 homolog
Exons: 4
Coding region: 153-872 (239 amino acids)
Cellular component (GO): mitochondrial intermembrane space
Molecular function (GO): protein binding
Source: RefSeq, a predicted model, not a curated record